UUUUCGCAUCACUAAUCGUAGUUGCCUUGUGAAAUUCGACGGAUUUGUUUGAAGAAGUGAAAAUAAACUAGAACGAACCAUUUGCAGCGCCUACGUUUUAGGCGUUCGCUUGCCUCCGUCCCCGUUCCUAGUGCUUCCUCAACAGCAGCUACAACAACGAUGUCGCAGCCCAUGAACAACAUUAAUCAAGGCGGCUACGUGCCACCAGGAUUUGGAGCCGGUUACUAUCCACCAAAUGCUCCACCAGCCGAGGGUCCAAUAUCCAAUGCUCCCUAUCCACCAGGCCCGCCUCACCAUCAACCAGGACCGCCGCCACAAAAUUUUGGUUUUGUGCCAGGACAAGCACCAGCCGGUUACGCACCUGUUCCCCAAAUGCCGCCCUACGGUGAGGCGCCACCCUAUGGAGGUGGCCAGCCGCCAUAUGGGGGCCAACCAUCGCCAGCACAAUAUUAUGGCGGACCCCAACCCCCACAACAAUUUGGAGGACCUCAGCAUCCAUACGCAGGAGUCUAUCCACCAGGACCAGCCGGACCACAACAGCCUAUCAUCACACAGCCAGGCAUGCCGCCAGCACAACCCAUGCCACCAAUGCAGGGAGGACCAGGCGGCGAUUGGAUGAGUAUACCAGCCGGUAUUCCGAAUUGUCCGCGCGGAUUGGAAUACCUUACGACUAUAGACCAGCUUUUGGUUAAGCAAAAGGUUGAGCUGCUGGAGGCAUUCACCGGUUUUGAGACAAACAACAAAUUCUCCAUUAAAAACGCUCUUGGCCAGAAGGUUUACCAUGCCGUGGAAGACAACGAUUGCUGCACCCGAAACAUGUGCGGUCCCGCUCGUCCAUUCGAUAUGAAAAUUUUCGACAAUUAUCAACAAGAAGUCAUACACAUGCAUCGUCCAUUGGCCUGUUCGGCCUGCUGCUUCCCCUGUUGUCUGCAGUCCAUGGAGGUAUCAGCACCGCCUGGCAAUGUCAUUGGCACCAUCGAACAGGAGUGGUCCAUAUGCUCCCCCUCAUUCCGAAUUAACAAUCACAUUGGUGAUACGGUGCUGCGCAUUGAAGGUCCCUUCUGCACCUUCUCGCUCUGCGGUGAAGUGGAGUUCAAUGUGGUUUCCCUCACUGGCGAAAAGGUGGGCAAAAUCUCAAAGCAAUGGUCCGGUUUGGCGCGUGAAAUAUUCACCGAUGCGGACUUCUUUGGCAUCACUUUUCCCCUUGAUCUGGAUGUGCGCAUGAAGGCGGUGCUGUUAGGCGCCACUUUCUUAAUUGACGCCAUGUUCUUUGAAAAAUCUGGAAAUCGGGAGACCGAUGGCCCGGGCAUGUUGUAACCCUUGUGUGGCUGAUUCUUGGAUUAAAUUGGCAAUUUCUUCUCUUCGUCGGAACCGCACAUUUGCAAGAAAACUUAUAAAAAUGAAAAUAUAACAUCACUGUGAAUUAUCGUGUACUAGUCUCCGAUGGCCAAAGCUACGAAAUUUCUAGGUUUUACAUUUGCCCGACUUGGUAAAUCAAAAUAUUUCAGCUUUUCCAAAACUUACGCUGCAAGCCAGCCACUGCAUUAAGAACGGUUCACACAGGCGAAUAACUUUGUUAAAUAUGUUUGGAGCUAUUGAAUGAAACAUAUGCUUUUUAUUUUUACACAAAAUAUUUCAAUUUUAAAAGACAACCUCAAAUAUAUGAACCAAAGUCUCUAAAAUUUGCCUGCUUGAACUCAGCCCAGAAAUGAAAACGUUUUUAUUAUAUUUUGGUGUUAUGUUAUCAACUCAGGUCUCUCUCUCGUGGCGGGAUUUAUGCUUUUUGUGCAACUCUAUAUAUAAGAUUUUGAUAUUUUAAUUUAGUUAUGUUUUAACUUAUUACAUUAUAGAUUUAUGUAAAAUGCGAAAAGAAAUCUCAUAGCAACGACAAUGAAUGCUCCAUGAAUUUGUAUUUUUUGCGACAGCUAAUGCAAAACUAAAUAUGUACUCAGUACCAUAACCACUUCAACUAUACGCAGUGUCUUAACAUAUUUAAAAUAUAAUAUGUAUACAUGAACGUAUGUAUUUAUUGUGAAAUAAAGCGCUUAUAACUUUCAAAUUUA
Messenger RNA from Scaptodrosophila lebanonensis, 2063 nucleotides. Its product is annotated as phospholipid scramblase 1-like. Bases 160 to 1317 code for a protein of 385 amino acids. Gene Ontology annotation, molecular function: phospholipid scramblase activity. The transcript has 5 exons. Gene Ontology annotation, biological process: plasma membrane phospholipid scrambling. NCBI's taxonomy places the organism in Eukaryota, Metazoa, Arthropoda, Insecta, Diptera, Drosophilidae. Gene Ontology annotation, cellular component: plasma membrane. The record is from RefSeq and is a predicted model, not a curated record.